Messenger RNA from Monodelphis domestica (gray short-tailed opossum), 582 nucleotides. NCBI's taxonomy places the organism in Eukaryota, Metazoa, Chordata, Mammalia, Didelphimorphia, Didelphidae. The record is from RefSeq and is a predicted model, not a curated record.
AUGCUGCCGCGGCUGCCACCGUUGCUGCUGCCGCUGCCGCUGCCGCAGCGGCAGCAGCAGCAGUCGGGGGAGAAGAGAUUGGCUCUUCCACACGACUGUGGCUUCUAUUCAGGCCAUUACGUAAGUGGCAGAACUAAAACUCAAAUCCAGUCGCAGCCCCUAGCCCUGAGUCCCGAGCCGCCUGCCCCGCUGCACUGGACAGCGCCGCCGGACGGCCCAGGUCGGAGCCCCCCCUCCUCCAGCUCCGAGCCCCGGGAGGGCGCGGCGGAGGCGGCAGCGGAGGCGGGGAGGAGCCGGGGCCGGAACAAGGGCUGGGCCGGGGGCGGGGACGCCGGGGUCCGGAGGAGCCGAGAGGAGCGGAGGACGCGAGAAGGAGAAGAGGCGAGUGAGCGGAGCGGGGAAUCAGGAGCCGGAGCCCGAAAGGGAGCCGGAGCCCGAACCCGAACCCGAGCGGGAGCCGCCCCCCAAGUGCGAUGCCCCGGCGGGGCUAGGGCGCCGGGCGCCGAAGCCGAGAGCCGAGCGGGUCUGCCUCUGGGGGAGGGGGAGGCGGCAGAGCCGGAGCCGGAGCCCGAGCAGGAGUAG